Dioscorea cayenensis subsp. rotundata (Guinea yam) is the source of this 907-nucleotide messenger RNA. Its product is annotated as ethylene-responsive transcription factor ERF105-like. Gene Ontology annotation, molecular function: DNA-binding transcription factor activity; DNA binding. Bases 120 to 854 code for a protein of 244 amino acids. Gene Ontology annotation, biological process: ethylene-activated signaling pathway; regulation of DNA-templated transcription. The transcript has a single exon. Lineage: Eukaryota; Viridiplantae; Streptophyta; Magnoliopsida; Dioscoreales; Dioscoreaceae. The record is from RefSeq and is a predicted model, not a curated record.
UAAAUAGACCACAAGGCCAAAAAAUCCUAUCGAUCCGCUUCAUUCCCACCAUCUUCGUCUCAUCUGAGCAAAAAACUUGCCAUUUUUACGGGUAAACGCGCUAAGUAAUCAGGGUAGCCAUGAGCACGGGCGAGGAUUUCUUCGUGCUCGACCUCAUACGCGAGCAUCUUCUCGGUGAUUCCAUCGCGGUACCAGACUUCCUGCUCACCGACUCAACACCGGAUCCUUACUGUUAUCGGAUCCCAAACUUAGUUGCGCCCGUUAUCAGUUUCAGAUCCGACCCGGAACGCCGACCCGCCGCGCUAUCCAUCUCGCACCCCCCACCGCCUGUGGUUGAGUGGCGUGAUUCACCGGCACCGGCACCGGAGCCAGAGCCAGAGCCGGAGCCAGCGCGGGAUACGAGGAGGUACCGUGGAGUGAGGCAACGGCCGUGGGGGAAGUAUGCGGCGGAGAUCAGAGAUCCAAAUCGGAAGGGAUCUCGUGUCUGGCUUGGUACCUUUGACACCGCCGUUGAGGCGGCGAAGGCAUACGAUCGCGCCGCCUUUCAGAUGCGCGGUUGCAAGGCGAUACUUAAUUUCCCAAACGAGGUUGCCAGCUCAGGCGAUCGGGCGGCGAUGCAAAUGACAUCGGUGGUCACCGGGACAAAGAGAAGAAGGGUAACAGAGGAGACAGAGAAGGGGAUGAAGGCGGUGAAGAGAGAGAGCUCACCGGAGGAGGAGACGGGGCAACUGACGCCAUCGAUCUGGAAGAGCGUUUGGGAGGAGUCGGAAGGGAAGGGGAUCUUCAGCUUGCCGCCACCCUCGCCGCUCUCUCCGCACCCCUCGCUUGGUUUCCCCCAACUCUUGGUACAAUGAGAAAGAGAACGAAAGAAAGCGCUUCUUCUAGAAUGUCCUUUUUAUAAUUAAAA